AUGUCUUUUAAUGAUUUAGAACAAGGCUUAGGUGUCUCUAAUGGUAGUGACUAUAAGACCUUGACACAAAGAGUAUCUCAACAAGUGUUUCAUAUCAAUGGCAAUAUUACUAGUAUUGAAAGACUAGUUGGAUUUUUGGGUACAGCAAGAGACUCCCCUGAUAUUCGAAACAAACUUCAUGACGUAACAGAAGGCACACGCGAUUUAAUCAAAGAUACCACAGCAGAUAUUAAACUAUUGUCUCAAUACCAAACAUCGGAUCCAAAGCAAACGCGUCAACGCAAGUUGGAACAACAAAAACUAUCUAAAGAUUUUCAGAAAGUAUUGGCAGAAUUUCAAAAUAUUCAAAGAGAGUCUGUCUCUAAGCAAAGAGAAUAUGUGGAUAAACAGAAGGCAUCUACAGCAGCCCUUCAGUCUCAGAUAGAAGAUGAUGAAGUUCAACAAGAACAACAACAAUUACUCCAAGUGGAAGACGCACAAAGGCGUAUCCAGAUUGAGGCUUUGGAUAACGAGAUUGAUUACAACGAAACCUUGAUUUCUGAACGUGAAAAUGAAAUUCAAGGUAUUGAACAAGGUAUUACCGAGUUAAAUGAAAUCUUUCGUGAUCUCGGUAUGCUUGUAAAUGAACAAGAAAGCGGUAUCCAGAGUAUUUACGGCAAUGUACUCAAUAUUUCUCAAAAUACAAAGCAAGCAGCAGAAGAGUUGACGACAGCUAACCGUCAUCAAAAGAGAGCAAGAAAGAACAUGUGUUGCUUCAUGUUGAUUAUCACUAUUGUUGGCUGCGUUUUGGCCCUGAUUAUUGUUGUUGCGAAAUAA
Gilbertella persicaria is the source of this 816-nucleotide messenger RNA. RefSeq names its product t-SNARE. The transcript has 6 exons. Gene Ontology annotation, molecular function: SNAP receptor activity; SNARE binding. NCBI's taxonomy places the organism in Eukaryota, Fungi, Mucoromycota, Mucoromycetes, Mucorales, Choanephoraceae. The record is from RefSeq and is a predicted model, not a curated record. Bases 1 to 816 code for a protein of 271 amino acids. Gene Ontology annotation, cellular component: endomembrane system; SNARE complex; membrane. Gene Ontology annotation, biological process: intracellular protein transport; vesicle fusion; Golgi to vacuole transport.